UGGUUGUCGGCAUCUGCCGCGCCUAUCCACAACCCCCUCAGAACCAACAACAACAAGGUCAAGGUCAGCAGCCGCAAGGUCAACAACCGCAAGGUCAGCAACAACAACAGGGCGGUCAGCAAGGAGGAAGCCAGCAACAGCAAGGAGGCCAGGGACCCCCGCAAGGCCAACAAGGAAACCAAGGACCUCAGCAACAACAAGGAGGCCAGGGACCCCAACAAGGCCAAAACCAGGGAACCCAGCAACAGCAAAACCAGGGACCCCAACAAGGCCAAAACCAAGGACCCCAACAAGGUCAAAACCAGGGACCCCAACAAGGUCAAAGCCAGGGACCCCAACAAGGUCAAAACCAGGGACCCCAACAAGGUCAAAACCAGGGACCCCAACAAGGUCAAAACCAGGGACCCCAACAAGGUCAAAACCAGGGACCCCAACAAGGUCAAAACCAGGGACCUCAGCAAGGCCAAAACCAGGGACCUCAGCAAGGCCAAAACCAGGGACCCCAACAAGGCCAAAACCAGGGACCUCAGCAACAACAACAAGGUUCUCAACAAGGUGGUAGCCAAGGACCAUCCCAAGGUGGCAAUCAGGGAAAUAGCCCAGUCAUAUCCCAACCUUCCGCGAGCGCUUCCCAAGAUGCCAGCCUGGCUCUGAAGGGAACCAAUACCAAUGCCAAUUAAAUUAAUUUUGUGACAUCGCACUCAUAGAGAAAAGUUUAUUAACAAUGUAAUACUUGAAGUUUAUACGAUGUACGACAUGGAUCAGCCAUUGCAAAUUAAGUUUUGCAAACAAGGUUUCUGAUGUUCAGAAUGGUUGCACCGUCAAACUGAAAUCUCUGCGCUUAAUUUAUCUACCAGCAACGGUACAUACAUUUGUAGCAAACGCAAACCAAUAAAGUGUGC
Paramacrobiotus metropolitanus is the source of this 902-nucleotide messenger RNA. RefSeq names its product serine/arginine repetitive matrix protein 5-like. The annotation marks the transcript as partial. The record is from RefSeq and is a predicted model, not a curated record. The transcript has a single exon. Lineage: Eukaryota; Metazoa; Tardigrada; Eutardigrada; Parachela; Macrobiotidae.